Messenger RNA from Cladophialophora immunda, 3251 nucleotides. RefSeq lists its product as uncharacterized. NCBI's taxonomy places the organism in Eukaryota, Fungi, Ascomycota, Eurotiomycetes, Chaetothyriales, Herpotrichiellaceae. The coding region runs from base 917 to 2881 and encodes 654 amino acids. The record is from RefSeq and is a predicted model, not a curated record. The transcript has a single exon.
CCGAGUCACCGUAAGGAUAUCAGCUUCAAGGAAUCUACAUAUACUCAUUCACCCAUUCAUCUGCAGAUCAUGGUCAGCGGUCUUCGAGCUUUGGUCCUCUCUGUGGGUGUUCAUCGGGGUUUCUCAGACGAGAACGGUUGAAUCCUCAGCGUUACUGGUUUAACAUGGUCAACCACGACGAACCGCACUCCCUCCUCCUGCCUCCUUGUUCGCCUGAGGAGCAAGGGCCGGGUACCUAGGUACUUCCUAGGCAUGAUACAGGAGGUAGGAGGAAAUUGUGGCCGAAAGUUUUCUGGGUAGCAGCUUCGGUGGGACAGGAGGCGGAUGUCACUGACCGUACCUACCUGCUAGGUAGGGGGAAGAAACCAAAGAGAAUGCACAGAGAUUUGGGAAGAGGAGACGAAACAGCAGGGAACAAGGGAUGGAAAGAAGUCGACGAGAUCCUGUUGCCUCGCUACUGCCCACAUGCUACUGCUUUCUUCAUGAAUUCAUCUUUAUCAAUCAUCAGAGUCACCAGUUGAUGUGCCAAAAUUGGUAGGCGAAUGACACGCGAGUGAAAAACAUGGUCAAGACGAAUUCAAGAAUAUAGGCUACUGACGGAAAACUGAAUAAAGAAGCCAGGCACACACCAAAAUCGCAACGAACGAAGUCAAUGCUCGCAAAAACUCAAUGAACAGGCAAGGUUAACAUUACUGUGGCCUCUGUGAGACAUCAUGCUUAGAGAUGCUUUUUGUGAUGAGAAAGACUUCAAGGUUGACUCAACGAUCGAUGUGGAUGUGAUACGACUCUGAGGCCACUAUCAGGGCAACUUAUCAUCCCAGUUGCUGUCACUAUUCUUUGAUCUUUCAGCUCAUUUCCGUGUCCUCUACUAGAGCAUCGAGAUCUCUCUCCUUCCAUCAUCACCCUCUGCUCUACCAUGUCAGAAGCCAUGAUCAAAUCUGCUCCGUCCGCAGCCUGCAAAGAUGCACCCGACAAGCACCAAUCCUGCGACAACAAAGACCCCAUCUCAGGUAAAAAAGACAAACUCAGUGACUCGGUCCUACAACCAAAAUGUCCUCUCUCCUCCCGUCCCGGUCCCUACUCUGUUGGAGAACGACUCUUCUUCAAAAAGUUGGUGGACGGCGAACGUGAACCGGUGUUUUUCACUGUGGUAAAGGUGCUCGAAGGGGCGCUAGGCAAGGGAUGUACGCAGUCUUGCUGUCUGCUCGUGGAUAUCCAUCAGGUCGAUAGCACUAUCCCUGCGAUAUAUCACGAAAACCGCUGCGUCCUCAAAAUAUUCGACUUCAAACAUUCUCAAGGCUUGCGCAACCAGUUCAACUGCGGGGUCUUCACGCCGGAGCACGCUGCCGCCCUCAACGAAUUGACGGCUGACAAUGAAUGCCUCAAUCCAGUGUAUUGGCUCGAGGAUAGUGUUGAUGUCGUGCAGAGUAAGAGCACACUUCUAGCAGCUGAUUUCGAAGCAGGGGCCAUCGGUCCCUCAGUGAGUAGACUUUUACUCGCGGGCUACCAACUCCAAGUUUUGUACGACGAGGCUCGCAACGAGGAUCCGAACUUCCCUUCGCUCUUGCUCGGGCUCGCUGAGAAAGAGGCGUUCCUUUUCACGAUAACGCAGCUAGACUAUUCCCACCAUCGCAAAGGCUUUGAUGCUAUCGACGGUGUUGAAGGAUUCCCGUCCUUUGUCGCAUCCGGCUUCAUCGUCCGAGAGUGCGAAGAGGCAACUCGAGCGCCGCAACUACACCACUACCCCGUAAUCAUGACGUCGUUCAUUGACAACGCAAUCACUUUGGAGGUUCUAUCCGCCGGGCUGAAAACCGACUGCUCGACAAACCACAGUGAUGUUGAGAGAUCACUUCUGCAAGAGUUCAAGUCAUUCUCUGCUUGCCAGUGGCAUGCCCUAUUCUGCGAGGCUCAUGCCAUGAUCUAUAAACUGUGGCUUCUAGGUUUGCAAUACGAUGAUCUACGGCCAGCCAACAUCAUGGUCGCAAGAGACGGACCUGGACAAUUCCGCCUUGUGUUGGUGGACAUCGGUGGUCUGAAGGUGCUCGAUCAAGAACACGUCGAAUUUUAUUCGAGGGACCGAGGUCAACGCCGUUAUCUCGAGUCGAGACCAGACCAUCAUGUUUGGCAAUACGAGGCCAACAGCAAACACCAAGAGCAAUUUGAUGGAGGUCUCGAGUUUGACCUGGUGCAGCUAAUGGCGUCAGUCAUCCCUGUCUCCUACAUCAAGUCCAAACACUUCUCAUUCUUUGAUGUUCAGACACACCGCUUUCGAGGCUGGUAUGGGGGGCGUCGCGAGCAUUGCCACACCACAGUGUGGCGUUUCCUAUUUGAGACUCUGGUCGCAAGCCUUGCCAGAUCACGAUUUGGUGCCGAGCCCGCAACCGUCGCAGCAAUUCUAAGAUGGGUCUGUUUGAUCUUGCUCUCUGGUUAUCGCAGCCAUAAUAAAUUCCCCCUGUGGGGCUUUCGUGCCUUUUUACGGAUCGCUUUCCUCGUCGCGCCGGCGGAAGAUUUUGGUCUAGGUAUGACCAGUGUUGUCAAUCGAAAGUUAACCACAUUUCGACAUUCACUCAAGGACUCUCCAGGUAUCUCGGCCGUACCGUUUACAAUCAAGCAAAUCCAGCAGUGGGCCGACAAAUCGGAUCUCUGGUGUGACGCUCCGUGGUACUCUCUAGAUGUACAGUCAACCCAACUCCUCCAACUUCUACAGGGGCGUCAGGAGAAUGUUCGAAGUGAGGUCUUCACUGGGUUUCUUGCCGGUCUUGACGUUGAUGACCAAUUGUUAAGUGCUGGGAAGGAUAUCCUCUGGUGCGAGGAGGACAUCAACAUUUACCGCGACCGUUACCAGACACUGACGAACGGUUCUGUCCUGCAUGAUCACUAAAAGGGAUCAUCUACAGAGUGAGAAUCUCCAGAGGGCGCUACAGAUUGACCUCCGGUUUGCACACCCAAUGACUCAUGCUCAGUCGACGUUAAUCGUCUCGGAACUCCCACGGCGAGUCGGGGCUGGAUCCAGUCGAAAUAAAGCUGGACGAAGCGAAUGACGUGAAUAGGGGGAUCCACAAGGAGGGCAAAGGGGAAGAGGAAAAGGUUCAUGAGUGGGUGUAGAGGUCCAGAGGUUGACGAUCGGCCGGGCCUCAGAGCGUUGGCACCUACUACGCAAAGAGGUGGCUAUCAGACACUCUUCUUCAUUGAUAUACAUACCUACCCUAGUAGUCGAACCUAGGUAUCUAGGUAGUCAAUACCAUACUGCC